AUGGAUCCAACCUUCCCUUCUCUGUAAGUUCGUUGCUUCAUAUAAAUAACAAUCCACACAGCAAACCCUAGAGGCGGAAGCCAUUAAGCAGGGUUACGGAGAGAAUAGGGGAAGAAUUUCCCCCUGAAAGAGACAGAAAACUCUGCUCAACUUUGUUUUCUGUUCAAUCAAAAGUUGAUCGGAAAUUCCAUCAACUUCACUGAAAUUAGAAAACAAUGUCUGUUUCCGUCUUUUCGAUUCGAUCUCUCUUUUGAAAUUUUCUCUCGUUUAAUUUAAUUUCUUUCGAGAAACUCCAUCAAUGCUUUCGAAUCCGAAUCUGGUACACUAUGCCUGCAUUGCGAAGGGAAAGACAAUCCUCGCCGAGUUCUCCAGCAAAGAACCAGGGAUCGAAUUGUUGGCUUGUAAAUGCAUCGAGAAAACCCCUCCGUACCAUUCGAUGUUCUCUCACACCGUCGGAGCACGGACCUACGUUUUCUUAAUUCACGAGCCUUUAGCUUAUUUUGCCAUUUUUGAUGAAACUCUCGACAAAUCAGAGUCCAUGUGGUUGUUGAAUCGCAUGAAAUGCGCUUUUGAGGAGUUAGCUGAAAGUGGUUCCAUCAAGGGAUUUGAUGAUGAUGGUGAUGUAUUCCAUAAUUGUUUCCAAUCACAGUUCGAUCCUAUUUUCGGUGAGAUUAUGGCGAUGGAUUUGGAUAUGAUGGAUUCUUCAGGAAGCAUGGCGGCGGAUAGUCGGAAUCCUAGUUUGGAUUCAACGAAAGGCAGGAGGACUUCGAUUGUGCCUUUGCUAGGGAAGCAAUUAAAAGUUUUGAAGAAGAAGAAGAGGUUGUCCGUGGAAGCCAAUGGCGAUGGUGGUUUCAAGGAUGCUGGUGUACUAGUUUCAGAGAAGAAACUGGAUAUGGGUGGUGAUGAUGUUAAUGGCAUGUUGUACACUAGAGAUUUGAAGAACGGCUUGUUACAUGGCGGAGGUGACCAUCAUCACCAUUAUCAUCACCGGCAAAAGGCCAAGCAAAUUUGGAGGAAGCAUGUGUGGGUGGUUUUAAUUCUUGACCUGUUGGUUUGUGCUGUUCUGUUCGGAAUUUGGCUGUGGGUCUGCAGAGGGUUUCAGUGCAUUGAUGGCUGAUAAAAAUCGAAUUUGAUGAAGAAACUAAACUUAUCUACUAUUAAUUCACGCUAUUACUGUAUUGAUGCUGUUUCUAUGAAGUCAAUUGAAUGAGAAGUAAAGGCAUAUAUAUAUAUAUGUCUACAGGGAUUAUACAACCAAAGAUCGUUCAAUUGAUUUCUGGGUUCGUUUUUUCAGCUUCGGAAGGUUAAAGGUUUCUUCAGCGGCGGUCUCUCUUACUCUCUUCGUAUUGUUUUCAGAGGGUAUGGCUCUCUCUGUUUACGCUUCUUUAACUUGCAAGUUUUUUUUUUUUUUUUCUUCACAUUGGAUGCCUCAAAAAUGUGUAUAAUUCAAUCUAUCAACAGGGGUUUACUGUCUCUGUUUUGUC
Molecule: messenger RNA, 1484 nt
Organism: Carica papaya (papaya)
Lineage: Eukaryota; Viridiplantae; Streptophyta; Magnoliopsida; Brassicales; Caricaceae
Product: SNARE-like superfamily protein
Cellular component (GO): membrane
Source: RefSeq, a predicted model, not a curated record